GCCUCCGCCCACGCAAGCGCGCGCAGACCACUCAACACAGGCAGGCUGAGGCAGACCUUUAAAACGUUCUCCUUCCCUCCAGAGUCGCGACGAGAGUGUGUCAGUCAGUGACAACCUCCCAGCCAUGGCACAGGCGGAGAAGACGAGCAGCUCGGCUUUCCAAGAGAUCGUGGAACUGAACGUUGGCGGCCAGGUGUAUGUCACGCGGCAUGCCACCCUGCUGGCGGUGCCCAACUCGCGCCUCUGGAGCAUGUUCAGUCAGCAGGACCCAGCGGAGCUCGUCAGAGACAGUAAGGGACGCUUCUUCAUAGACCGCGACGGAGUUCUGUUCAGAUACAUUUUGGAUUACCUGAGGAAUUUGACGGUGGUGUUGCCAGAUUAUUUCAGGGAGAGAGCAAGUCUCCAGAAAGAAGCGGAUUUCUUUCAGCUGCACGAGCUGUCCAAGCGUCUCCGGUCCCUGAUGAUAAAAGACAACUCCCUCGCCGAUGAGGGAUGCCGUUAUGAUCCCGAGGACUCUGCGCUCGGAGCUCUGGCAAGCACGAGCAUGACAUUGUCCCCCAGUAGCACAGCGAACCCCGUUUCCCCGACUCUUGACCCCCGAAAGAACGGCUACAUCACCAUUGGAUACCGCGGCUCCUACACCAUCGGCAGAGACAUCCAAACGGAUCACAAGUUCCGACGAGUUGCCAGGAUUACCGUCUGUGGAAAGACAUCCCUUGCCAAAGAAGUUUUUGGAGAGAAUCUCAACGAGAGCAGAGAUCCGGACAGACCCCCUGAGAGAUACACUUCCCGGUACUACCUCAAGUACAACUUCUUGGAGCAAGCCUUCGACCAGCUCUCGGACGCGGGUUUUCAUAUGGUUGCUUGCAGUUCAACAGGGACGUGCGCCUACACAAGUAACGACCCAAACGAAGACAAGGUUUGGAGCAGCUACACCGAAUACGUCUUCAGCAGGAGAAGCUGAACUGUCUUUUAGAUUAAGAAAUACCGGAAGCUCUUACUAGUCAAGAAAGAAAUUAGCCUUUGUAUCAGCCGGACCAAAAGCAUACACCUGUGUCUCUUUCUUUCUCAGUGUAUUUAUCUUAAUGUAGCCUAUCUUUUCUAUCUUUACGUUUAAAAUUAAUGUUAUUUUUUUGACCUGUUUAGGCCUGUAGUUUUUGUUCAGAAACAACUUGCGAUUUCAAAACAAGUCAUGUUAUAUGAAGAAUUUGUAAUAAUUAAAGACAUUCCAUUUUAAAAGGGAUCUUUGGGUAGGCCUACAGUGUUAAAAUCCUAUAAUAAGUUGGUAUGUUUGCUGAGUAGGGAAAUCAGUCUGCAUUCUGCAUUUUAUAUUUUUGUGGGGAAAAGGUUCACCAUGUCAGCAUUUAGGGCAUGGAGGAGGCUGGAAGACAGCUAUUUUUAAACCAAUCCAGCUGCUCCAACUGUCUCAAGGCAUCAUUGGUUAGCUACAGAAUAAGUGCCCUAAAUUAUUUUGUAAAAUGAAGCAUUUAGAACUUUGUAAGUAUACAGGUCGUUUAUCAUAAAUAGCCUACUCAACAUUACACUGGUUGUAUUAUUCAUUUCAGAUGUUAUAAACAAAACAACAUGAAUAUAGCAGCAUAAUUAUCCAACUGAUUAUGUCUCUGUGGAUUUUGUGCCGAGUCACAUUAUUUCCACAUGUGAAUCUUCAGUUUCUCUGUUUUCCACAGACGAAUCGUUGUGGGCGUCUUAAUUGCAUUUGCCUUGUUUUAUGGGUUGCCAGAUUUAAUAUCGGAGUGGAGUUGGUGGGCGACCAUACUGUGGUGUGUCUGUCCCCUUCCAGGGCCUACUCACUGAGAGACACUGAACCGAUUCUGAUGGAAACAUUGUACCAAAAUGCCCUCUCCUAACUACGACACACACACACACACACACACACACACACACACACACACACACACACACACACACACACACACAGAAAACUAGGUCUGAUGGGAGCCGCAAGAUGGAUGGGGAUAAGACAAUGAUUAAUUCGAGCACCACAGUCACCUCCCCAGCCCGAUGUUAUGGUGUGUGUGUGUGUGCGUGUGUGAUGUGAGUGUGAUGUGAGUGUGUGUAUGUGUAUGUGUGUGUGUGUGUGUGUGAUGGCGGGCGGCAGAGCUUCUCCAGCCUCUUGGCUCUGUCUGGCACCACUGUCCACUAGCUGUCAUGCUGUGAUGAGAGGAGGGAGGCAUAGUGUGUGUGUGUGUGUGUGUGUGUGUGUGUGUGUGUGUGUGUGUGUGAGUGUGAGAGGGAGGCAUGGGUGCAUCACUGCCCCAGUGUAUGUGGGUGAGGAGUUGUUGGGGUGCUGUGUGU
Molecule: messenger RNA, 2316 nt
Organism: Engraulis encrasicolus (European anchovy)
Lineage: Eukaryota; Metazoa; Chordata; Actinopteri; Clupeiformes; Engraulidae
Gene: kctd12.2
Product: potassium channel tetramerisation domain containing 12.2
Exons: 1
Coding region: 125-964 (279 amino acids)
Biological process (GO): regulation of G protein-coupled receptor signaling pathway; protein homooligomerization
Cellular component (GO): signaling receptor complex; presynaptic membrane; postsynaptic membrane
Molecular function (GO): protein binding
Source: RefSeq, a predicted model, not a curated record